Messenger RNA from Penicillium odoratum, 1692 nucleotides. RefSeq names its product ammonium transporter. The transcript is spliced from 3 exons. Gene Ontology annotation, molecular function: ammonium channel activity. The record is from RefSeq and is a predicted model, not a curated record. The coding region runs from base 1 to 1692 and encodes 563 amino acids. Gene Ontology annotation, biological process: ammonium transmembrane transport. Gene Ontology annotation, cellular component: plasma membrane. NCBI's taxonomy places the organism in Eukaryota, Fungi, Ascomycota, Eurotiomycetes, Eurotiales, Aspergillaceae.
AUGUCGACCUUCAAUGGGAAAACGUCGUACUCCCCGGAUUAUGCAUCCUACAACUGGACUGGUGCUCCCUCCGACUACUCCGCGCUCACUACCAAUGAACUGGGUGGUAACUCUCGCACCGAGAACUUGAACAAAUGGUUCCAAUCUGGUGAUCAGGCCUACAUCAUUGUGGCUUCGGCCAUGGUGAUGGUCAUGGUGCCUGGUCUGGGUUUCUUGUACUCUGGUCUGGCUCGUCGAAAGUCCGCUCUCAGUAUGAUCUGGGCUUGUAUGGCAUCUAUGUCGGUCAUCACUUUCCAGUGGUACUUCUGGGGUUACUCCCUUGCAUUCUCCCCGACCGCGACCAACGGUUAUAUCGGUAACUUGCGCAAUUUCGGCCUGAUGAAGACCCUGGCCGCGCCGAGCCCGGGUUCCCCACUCAUCCCCGAUCUUCUCUAUGCUUUCUACCAGUUGCAAUUCUGCGCCGUCACUGGGGCAAUCGUUAUGGGAGCUGUGGCUGAGCGCGGUCGGCUUCUCCCCGCUAUGGUAUUUAUCUUUGUCUGGGCGACCAUCGUCUACUGCCCAUUGGCCUGCUGGGCGUGGAACGUGAACGGCUGGGCGUACAAGUACGGUGUAUUGGACUAUGCCGGUGGUGGCCCCGUGGAAAUUGGAUCCGGUUUUACCGCUCUCGCCUACUCAAUGGUUCUCGGCCGUCGACAAGAACGCAUGAUGCUCAACUUCCGCCCUCACAACGUCUCGCUCAUCCUUCUCGGCACCGUCUUUCUCUGGUUCGGCUGGCUUGGAUUCAACGGUGGCUCGGCCUUCGGUGCCAACCUUCGUGCCACCAUGGCCUCCUGGAACACCAACCUGACUGCCGCCUUCGGAGCCAUCACUUGGGUUUUGCUCGAUUGGCGUCUUGCUCGUAAGUGGUCGAUGGUCGGUUGGUGUUCCGGUACCAUCUCGGGACUUGUGGCCGCGACUCCGGCUUCGGGUUUCAUUACUCCUUGGGCCAGUGUGAUUCUGGGAAUCGUGACUGGCAUAGUUUGCAAUUACUCGACCAAGAUCAAGUUCUGGAUCCGCAUUGAUGACUCCAUGGAUGUGUUGGCUGAACACGGUAUCGCCGGUAUCGUCGGUCUCGUUUUCAACGCCUUCUUCGCGGAUGACGCCAUCGUGGGCCUGGACGGUGUAAACACAGGCACCGGGGUCGGUGGCUGGGUCAUUCACAACUACAAGCAGCUUUACGUUCAGAUCGCCUACAUCGUCGCUACCGCCGCUUACUCAUUCGUCAUGUCCGCCCUUAUCGCUCUCGCCAUCAACGCCAUCCCCGGUCUCAACCUCCGCGCCUCCGAGGAAGCCGAAUUGCUCGGCAUGGACGACGACCAGCUGGGCGAGUUCGCCUACGACUAUGUUGAGGUCCGCCGUGACUACCUGGCUUGGACUCCCCAGCAAAAGGACCAGCUUGAAGACGGCCACCAUAUUCCCGCCGCGGAGCGCUACGGUAUCGGCGAGCACAGUGAUAUGAUGAUCGAAGGACAGCCGCCCAACGGUGAGAUCAGCCAGAGCAGUCGGGGUGGCAGUGAGGUGGAGGCUAUUCAAGAGAUUAAGGUGCAGCCUGACCCCGCACCAAAUGCCGAGCGCCACCAAUCCAACCUCCGGACACCCACCGAAGAGCCUGUCUUGCUGAGGCCUGUCAACGAGAAGACAGAAGAUGCCUAA